Saitoella complicata NRRL Y-17804 is the source of this 438-nucleotide messenger RNA. RefSeq lists its product as uncharacterized. The coding region runs from base 10 to 345 and encodes 111 amino acids. The transcript has a single exon. The record is from RefSeq and is a predicted model, not a curated record. NCBI's taxonomy places the organism in Eukaryota, Fungi, Ascomycota, Saitoellomycetes, Saitoellales, Saitoellaceae.
UUUAUCCAGAUGGGCAUGACGCGCGCCAAACGGUACGCGAACCACGCCUCCGGCCGAAAGUACGCUGAAGACGGGACGAUCAUACCGAUCGUCGAACUUGAUCAGACGAAGUUGGAGGCGAGUGAGAUCUUCAAGCGGGUGUGGAAUCAGGUGCGGUUGGAUGAGAGGUAUGUUAAGGCGAAGGAGGAGUGGGGCAGGUUAGUAAGGGGGUGGGAGAGGGAGGUUAAGAGGGGGGUGAAAAGAGAGGUGAAGGAUGAAGAUGUUGAGCAUGCGGCUCCGAGGGGUAAACCACGGAGAGUAAAGGUCAAGAAGGGGGUAAAGGAAGAGCAGGAUAGUGACGCAUAGCCCGUACCACACCCACGCCACAAUCUCUCAAGUGUUGGGUUCGUCCGGAGGAGGGGGAUCAGAAUCAAGAGGUGAUGUAUACUUAGAGCCAGC